Paramuricea clavata is the source of this 513-nucleotide messenger RNA. The record is from the annotation of a GenBank genome assembly. NCBI's taxonomy places the organism in Eukaryota, Metazoa, Cnidaria, Anthozoa, Malacalcyonacea, Plexauridae.
AUGCCGUCGAAUAAAUCUCCAGGAGCAGACAAAACCAGCAUCCGGAUUAUUAAGGAUUGUCUUCCGGUCAUACUCGGCCCAUUGACAGACAACAUUAAUAACUCAUUUACCACCUCGGCGUUACCUGAGUCCUGGAAAAUAGCAGAAAUUAUUCCACUCUUAAAGGAAGGUGGUCAUGAAGUUGCUGCAAAUAGCCGCCCACUUUCAAUGCUUAAAGUACUAUCAAAGAUCUGCGAAAAAGUUGCCCUAAAUCAAUUUAGCGAUUUUCUUAUCCGCACUGACCGCCUAUCCUCCCAACAAAGUGGAAACAAAAAGUAUUAUUCAACCGAAACACUCAGUAUAUUACUCAAUGAUUUUUUUCUAAAAUCGAUGGACAACAAAAAGCUUACUGCUCUAGUCCUUUUGGACCUCUCAAAAGCGUUUGACAACGUCGACCAUUCAAUCCUGUUAAAGAAGCUAAACAAUUUUAUGGGCGUCCAAAAGGGACAAAAUUAUGAACACACACACAAUUAA